This is a messenger RNA of Melospiza melodia melodia, 1002 nucleotides long. RefSeq names its product E3 ubiquitin-protein ligase TRIM39-like. The transcript is spliced from 7 exons. The record is from RefSeq and is a predicted model, not a curated record. The coding region runs from base 1 to 1002 and encodes 333 amino acids. Gene Ontology annotation, molecular function: protein binding; ubiquitin protein ligase activity. Gene Ontology annotation, cellular component: cytoplasm. NCBI's taxonomy places the organism in Eukaryota, Metazoa, Chordata, Aves, Passeriformes, Passerellidae. Gene Ontology annotation, biological process: protein ubiquitination; innate immune response; regulation of gene expression.
AUGAAGAAUUACAAGCCACGAAAGUUUAAGUGGAACGAUAACAUCAAUUUCCUCAAAAACACGCGAUUUUCUUCCGAGGAAACCCAAAAGAGGAAGCGGCAGCACCGAAACGGCCCCAAAAUUAAUUCCGGAACCGAGAAGAGGAACCGGGAGCGACGCUGGGCCCGGAAAAACCGGCACGGGAUGGCCGGGCGAGGAAGACUCCGAGGAAGGAGAGCGGCCCUGGAGGACCUGCUGCAAGAUCUGAAAAAUGAGCUGGAGAAGAGGCAGGCGAAAAAAACCCCGGAGAUUUCCCACCAGGAAACCCCAGAACAGGGGCAGGAGGAGAAGAACCAGAAGCAGGAUGUGAAGAGCUCCAUCAGCAGGUGUGGGAAAGUGACUUUCCAGCUGCCCCUGGACACGGCUCCGGGGCUGGAAGAGCGAGUUUGUCACUUCUCGUGGAGGAGCAGCGCCCUGAAGGAAACCCUGAGGAAGCUCCAAGCCAGCGUGACCCUGGACCCCGACACGGCACACCCCGAGCUGGUUCUCUCCGAGGACGGGAAGAGCGUUUGGCGCGGCUCCUCGCCCCGCCAGCUCCCGGACUGCCCUGAGCGCUUCGACCACUGGCCCUUCGUGCUGGGCCGCCAGGGCUUCGUGUCCGGGCGCCACUGCUGGCACGUGGACGUGGGCGACGGCGGCGACUGGGCCGUGGGCGUGGCGCGGGACUCGGUGCCCAGGAAGGGGCGGCUGAGCCUGGGCCCGCAGGGCGGCAUCUGGGCCCUGGAGAAGUGGGGCGCGCAGCUGCGGGCGCUGACGGCGCGCAGGGUGACCCCGGUGGCGCCGCGGUGGCUGCCGCGCAGGGUCAGCGUGCACCUGGACUGCCACGGCGGCUCCGUGGCCUUCCUGGACGCCGAGGACGGGGCGCUGCUCUUCGUCUUCUCCCGGGCGGCCUUCGGCGGGGAGCGGCUCCGGCCCUGGCUCUGGGUGGUGGGGGCCCGGUCACGGCUGCGCGUGUGGCCCUGA